GAUUUUUGAAAAACUGACCUGGCACCCUUGUCUCACGCCCGGGACUCCCGGAACGCCCGACGCUGAUGUAAAUAAACAUUAAUUUUAACCUAAGACCUUCAACGAAAUAGCAAAAUUGGAUCGAGAUGCUUCUGUUUGGGUUAUUUUCGAAAAAAUUUAAAGUGGACUUAUAUUUAAAUAUUAAAUAGUGGCAGUUACUGGAUAGGUUUGUUAAACAGUACUCAUUAAAAUAUUAAAAAUAUAAUUCAAUGCCUCCUGUUUCAAGUGAUAGGCAGGCUGCGAAGUCCACGAAAAAUGCAGUGGCGUUCUACGAACACGAAGAAACCGAGGCACGAAUUUCUCCAGAAAGAACAAGUAGUACAAAUCCCGAAUCAACGAUGAGAUGCACUCUGUGCUUGCGUGUUGCCCUAGAGAAUGAUUUUUUAUCAAUUUCAAAAGAUUUACAGCAAACGAGCGAUUCCGACAUACAAAAUAAGCUUGAUAGAUUGACGAACUUUCUGUCUUUCUUGUCAGAAUCCGUGAGAAUUUAUAAUAUUUGCCGAACCUGUUUGAUGCUUAUAGAAAUGAUUAACGAUUUCAAACAGUGCUGCUGUUGGGCUGAAAGCUGGGCUAAGCAGCAUUCUGAGGAACACUCAUUUCAAAAGGAUACCGAUGAUUGGUGGUCUAGUUCUACUACUGAUAAAAUAAAACAUAUUCAUAGUGCGAUUCAGGAACGUGCCGAAUUCAUCGAAAUGGAGGAAAAAAAUCGCAAUAGUCAAAUAACGGAUGAAACACCUGCAUCGUAUGCCUCACUUAUUAAACUUGAGAUUGAUUUCGAUGUAGAAAGAAUGGAUCAUGAUGGAACGGAUAAUAAAAAACUAGAUAAGUGCGAAGGAGAAAGUGAUACUGAAAAUGAGAGUGAUAUCCAGUUUCAGUCUGACACGCAUGAAGUAGAAAUUUUUAAUAAAGUGGACAUAGAAAUAAUAACUUGUAAAACGUGUCAUAGAAGAUUCGACACAAAAAGCGGUUACUCAAUUCACGUUCAGUAUUGUAGCGAUAAAAAACCUAACAAAGCAAUUCACACAUGUUCUAUUUGUUCAGCAACAUUCGUCAAUCGCCGUUAUUUGGAAGAUCACACAAAUAAACAUCGCGGUAUCAAGCCAUACGAGUGUCAAAAUAAAUGUGGACUCAGUUUCUAUGGUGCUCAGGCCAAAAAGUCACACGAAAAACAUUGUGGCAUAGACAAACUGGUCUGUUCAUAUUGCGGCACUCAGCUAAGUUCUGAAGUGGUUCUUCAGGAGCAUGUAUCGUCAGUACAUGGCGAGGCGAAAUUUUGUUGUAAAGCCUGCGGACGAAUGUUUAAAUCGAAGAAAUGUUUUAAAAAACACAUGCUAGUUCAUUCUGAUGUGCGAAAUUACGUUUGUGAGAUAUGUCAAAAGGCCUUCAAAUCAUCCUAUGCCCGCUGGGUGCACCUCAGAAUACACACCCAAGAAAAGCCUUUUGCGUGUAAUAUUUGCGAGGAAAAGUUUACUUACAACUGUUCUCUGAAGACGCACGUUAAACGGGCUCAUGGAUUGUCAAAGAAAACGGCUUCGAAAACGUAAAACCAAACCAAAGAGAUCAAAACGAAUCAUACCACUAGAACAAGAACUUCCCUCGGGAUAGAUUGAGAAGGCAUUAUGUGAACAGCGUAUUUUUCGUUUCAAUUUUAGUAUAGAGAAAAUCUUUUCCAUUGCUGCACAAAAGGGACUUAAACUUCAACAAAAAACUUUUAUCUAGGAAACUUCAAGUUAACUGCAGAAGCAAUCUUUCGCAGUAGCAGUAACAGAUUCUCUUGAAUCUCGGUUUAUUUUUAAAUAGGUUAAGGUUUAAAAUUGUCGUUCAAAGCUGCGCACCAAAAAUAUUGUAAUUUAGUUUGACUUUUCGAUUGAUAUUAGAAAAAUAUAAUUUGGAAUACUA
This is a messenger RNA of Malaya genurostris, 1938 nucleotides long. Its product is annotated as zinc finger protein 561-like. Gene Ontology annotation, biological process: regulation of DNA-templated transcription. Lineage: Eukaryota; Metazoa; Arthropoda; Insecta; Diptera; Culicidae. Gene Ontology annotation, molecular function: DNA-binding transcription factor activity, RNA polymerase II-specific; RNA polymerase II cis-regulatory region sequence-specific DNA binding. The record is from RefSeq and is a predicted model, not a curated record. Bases 249 to 1583 code for a protein of 444 amino acids. The transcript is spliced from 5 exons.